UGGCAAGGUCUCAUUGCGAUAUUUCGCCAGAAGAUAGUACGACGAGAGACACCUCCAGAGAGCAAAACUUGAUCCGAUUCAUCACCUGAGGUUGUAUGUUCCCUGUGAAAGUAAUACAAGGCUUCUUCUGCACUUAGACCGCUCGAAUUAUGAGUUGCGUCGUGUCCAUGUCCAUCUUCCGUGGUUGGGUCGUCGUCGUUCUGCAAUAAACACGACGACGUUUGUUCUUGGGAACAACUACAAGAUUCUGCCGCGCAAGAACAAACGAUAAAAACCCGAAAUGGGAAACCAGUCCACGAAGGCCGGCGUGGUGGUGUGGGGUCAGCAGGUCGAGAACUCUUCCGGGGAGGAAAAAGUGUACGGACCCCGACUGGUCGAGGCGUUGCGGCAUGUGCACGUGCGCGCGGUGGUUUGCGGAGGCCAUCAUUCCUGUGUCUUAACCGAAGGCAACGAAGUGUACACGUGGGGUAGCAACAAAAGCGGACAGCUGGGCCUCGGGCCGGACUGGCAGGAGGUCCCGCUCCCCCGCACCAUCCGGUCGCUGAACAGCAAAAACAUCCGACAAAUUUCGUGCGCCGAGCACCACACCGCGGCCGUGUCGGAGUCCGGCGUUUUGUACACCUGGGGUCGCGGCCAGAACGGCCGCCUGGGGCACGGGUGCAAGAGCAACGAGAUGCUGCCGAAACCGGUGGAGACCCUGUUCGGGCAACACGUGGCACAGGUCAGCUGGUAUCCACAAAAAAAGACCCAUGAUCCCAAUCCUUCCACUUUGUCAUGCAAAAGAUGAAUAAGAUCCUGUGUCUGUCAUGCAAAAAAUGGAUGGGCAUGGCGGGAAUGAGUUCUUUUCUGUGGAUGGCUGCGGCGACUUCCACACCGCCUGUGUCUGUGUGACGGGCGGAGGUGCUGGAGCGGGUGGUGUGUCCUCAUCCACAGCCGGUAGCACCACGGGAGGUGGACCCGGCGCAGGAGCCGAUAGCGGUGGUAACCUCGCAUCGCAUUUGGCGCACCACGCCACCUCGCAUGGUGGUGGGUCAAUCAUGUCCGCUGGUGGAGGAGCAAACGAUAGGAUCUCUGGUGCUUCCGGAACCGGAACGGGAGUACAGGGUGCUGGAGGUUCUGGCAAUCAUCAUGCCCUAGCAGGAGCAGGAGUCCAGCACCACCACCCACACCACUUUUCAACAUCCCAGCACCACGGAGCAGCUCCUGCACACAGUAGCAGUUGUGCGAUCGUGUACACUUGGGGGCUGGGGCUGAGCGGGCGGUUGGGACACGGAGACGAAGCGGAUCGGGCCGUACCCAUGCCCCUGAAGGACCUUGGCGAGGGCGUCAUCACGUGCGGCGGGCAUCACACAGCCUUUCUCGCAACCGCGCAGGGUUGUCUCUACACCUGGGGUGGGGGCGCGUUUGGCAAGCUGGGCCACGGCAACAAGGAGAGUUGCUUGUCGCCCGUGCUUCUGCAAGCCCCGGUGGGUCGCAAAAUGAAGCAGUGCGCUUUGGGGUCCCAGCACAGCAUGAGCCUAACUACGGCUGGCGAGGUGUUCACGUGGGGCCAGGCCGGGCGGUUGGGUCACGCGUUGUCCGAGAUGGACGAGGUCACGCCCCGGUUAGUUCAAGCUCUGAACGCGGUCUUCGUGCUGCAAAUCUCCACCGGCCACAGCCACUGCGCGGCGGUGACCGACCGGGGGGACGUGUGGGCCUGGGGCAUAUCGUAUUUAAAAACGUCCCCAACCCGACCUCCCCAUAGUUGUAAUGCAAAUCUGCAUGCUGAGAAUGUUUCUCAUGCGAAGCCCUGUGCAUGAGAAGCAUUUUCUAUUCGUGUUUUGGGAUUUGUCAUGCUCCAUUCAGCAUGGCAUACUAGAUCAGUGAUGCUGCUCAGCUAGCUCAAACAGCACUACACGAAGAGCCCAAAUUUGUCAUGCAGAACAGCCAAAACUUGUGGAUUUGUCUAGCCGAUUUGCCAUCUUGACUAUGGGGUGGGGACGUUGUUACAUAGGAUAGAGCACGAGCCGCGUGUUCGGCCACACGGAAGCAACCAUCCCUGCGAACGUUCCGACUCAGAUUCGAGUGCUGUCCGGCAAAGCGGUGGUCGGGGUGUCCUGCGGGUUUUCCCACACUGUGGCCUUGUCCGACCAGAAGCUCUUCGCGGAGCGCAGUGCGGCGCUGCUCCAACUGCAGCACCAGGCGGGGGGAGCAGGACCAGGAGCAGCAGCUGCUGCUGGCGCAACAAGUAGUACAGGAGAUCAUCUGCAUGCGGUGACCUCUUCUGCGCAUCAACCUCAACAUGGCACGAAGCAUCAACAUCUGUCCGAGCGUACGCCAAGCCACGCUACUGUGUCGAGUAGUACCUCUAGCGCCGGGGCGGGACCGACCGCAGCUGGAGUCGGUGGGAAUAACGCGCACCAAACCUCCUCGAAUGCGGCGAUCAAACGGAGUGGAAGUAGCGGCGCAACAACCGGCGGAGGAGGUACUGGUGCGCACGAGCAAGACCAAAGCUCAACAUCGACCCAACGGUCCGCGAUUACCGCUGCACUCGAGCACCAGCAGGCCAGUCGAGCUAAUGUGGGUAUUCCGUCUGGAGGUGCUAGCGCAGGAACUAAUACCGAUGGCAGAAGUGGAACUAGCGCAGGCACAACUAAUGGUAUCAACCCUGGAGUCGCAUCAACACCAACACAUCUUCCGGGAGGUGAUCCCAGCAAACGCCAGAAUUGUGGCACCACCACGAGCACCUCCAGGCUCCCCCCAAAGCCGCCCAUCAUCGAGCUGAAUCCAACCUUUCCCGAUACUACGAGCGCGGACGUCCGGCAGUUGGUUUUUGUCUCGUCGGAACUGAAAUCGUACCAGAAUCUUGCGUUGCGACUCACGCGCCAGCUGCAGGACGCGUACGCAAAGAUCUUCGAUCUGCAGAGCGAAAACUCGUUUCUCAAAUCCGAGCUCGAGGUCAUGCACCACAACGCGCGCCAAGACUAGAAGACUAAAGAAAUCUUAACCAGAACCCGUUGCAGCAACGACCUGUCGGGUUCAGCGCUUGCGCUAGUUGUAGGCAGCUAAUUUGUCCACCUGCUCCAGUCGCAUUUAGUUGAAUUCCUAGAAUAGACAACCACGACAAGGACAAGGGAUAUUAACCACUGACUGUGCAGAUGUGAAUUUACAAUGCGUGGAAGUAGAUCAGGAAGGAAAGGAUGGAAACCAGCAUGGCCAUGGUGCUCUGACAUCCGUUCCGUUGAAUCGGAGUUAACGACAUCCACGAUGAUGAAACUAAGAUGUUGGAGGACGAAUAACGGACUAGUACCAGCAUCGAAGGAUUUGUAAAUAUCAACA
Molecule: messenger RNA, 3318 nt
Organism: Amoebophrya sp. A120
Lineage: Eukaryota; Dinophyceae; Syndiniales; Amoebophryaceae
Source: the annotation of a GenBank genome assembly